Messenger RNA from Photinus pyralis (common eastern firefly), 982 nucleotides. RefSeq lists its product as uncharacterized. The coding region runs from base 143 to 982 and encodes 279 amino acids. Gene Ontology annotation, biological process: DNA integration. The transcript has 5 exons. NCBI's taxonomy places the organism in Eukaryota, Metazoa, Arthropoda, Insecta, Coleoptera, Lampyridae. Gene Ontology annotation, molecular function: nucleic acid binding. The record is from RefSeq and is a predicted model, not a curated record.
UUAACAAGUGUUCGCGUUUAUAUUUUUUUAAUCUCAAUUUUCGAGCAUCGGCGUGGUCAUUUAUUGCUUACUGUUUAGUGUACCAACUGUCGAUUUGAUUUAUUUCCUGCUUUCAUAUGGUGUCUGGAAGUUUCGCACCAAAAUGAAAGAAAUCGGGUACGCAUGCAAAGAUGUUCGUACUGCUACCAGAAUCAGAGAGACCAGAUGGUCAGAUAUUGGUGAUCUUAAAGUUCCCAUCGUCUUCGGCGACAAAAAAAAGAACAAUAAAAGAGACGCAGGUAGUUAUGUUCGGAAGUGUCGCAGCAAAAAGAAAAAAAGAAGAAACGUAUAUAGUGGUAAUUGGAAAUUGUGCACCAAUAAGAAAAAUAAUAACCACGCAGAUAAUGAUGACAAAACGAACAGAAGGGACGCAGAUAGUGAUGAUCGGAAGGUUCCGACCCGCGGCACUAAAAAGAGAAAUAGGAGACACUCAGGUGAACAUUCCGUAAGCAAGUCUUCUGGUACGUCGACUUCUUCUGGUUAUUCUCGAGGAUCGCCGGAUUACAAUGAAAGAACCAAAUCACGUUCUCGAUCUCCGCAUCACAGUACAAGUAAAUCAUUGAUAACACAAGAUCUGCUGACUGUUCCACAAUCGUCCCGCAAAGAAACGCCGAAGCGUGUGAAAGUAUUGGUAUGCCUAAAAUUCGAGUUAAGCCGACAUUCGAUGGGCAUUGGAAAAAACGACGAGGGCGGCGAUGUGGAGGCCGUGGUGAAAAGCAAAAGCAUAUUUGGAGUACCCCUGGAACUACACUCUGACCAGGGACUAAAUUUCGAGUCCUCGCUAUUCCAAAGCCUGUGUCAACUAUUGGGCAUUCGCAAGACCAAAACCACUGCUUUACAUCCACAGUCAGAUGAAAUGGUCUGGAAUGGAAUAGGACAACGGGGAAUGGAUACCAUACGAGAUCGCAGUAUGUACUCGAGCUUAGAGCGAACCAAAGAGUAA